Chroicocephalus ridibundus (black-headed gull) is the source of this 4015-nucleotide messenger RNA. RefSeq lists its product as uncharacterized. The transcript is spliced from 10 exons. NCBI's taxonomy places the organism in Eukaryota, Metazoa, Chordata, Aves, Charadriiformes, Laridae. The record is from RefSeq and is a predicted model, not a curated record. Bases 1 to 909 code for a protein of 302 amino acids.
AUGGAAGCUGCAGAUUCAGGUGUGAAAAAGAACUUUCUUGCUUCAAAAAGGCAUCAGUUAGGUUAUCGAGAGCAGCUGGGACCAUAUGGUGUUCUCUGUCUUGGGUCUCCUAAUACAGAUGUAUCUGGAACAUGCAGCAGUCUUAGGAAAGGCAGAAGAUUGAAUAAAGCUAAAGCCUUUCGUCACCAAGACCUGGCGCAUCUCAGAGUGGAGAGUUUGCUGUCUUACUCUGGGGAAGAAAGGGAUGCAGGUCAUGGUUGCUCACAAUUGCCACCAAGAAAGGGACGUUCUCAACUCCAGCACAGCCAAGCGGUGCACGACUCUUCUGGGAAGGGAAGAUCACUGUUUGGAGCAGCAACUCAGAGCAACAAUGGGAUUGGUGAAUCAUCAUGUCAUGCUGUCAUUUGUGGAAGUGCAACAGAUGGAGAAAGAGUCAUCAACGAUCCAUCAGCAGCCAUCUCAGGGCUGAAGCUGGUGUCAUGGGGCACCCUCAGAGAGACAACUGUGAUGGAAGACAGCCUCUGGAGAUGGUCUGCAGGAACCCUGAAUCACAAUAUAUGUGAUGGGAAAUCUUUUAGGAUUUUACGACGGAAGGAGCCAUAUGAUCGAUGGAGUAAAGUGUCAGGAGCUGUUAGACAAAAUAACUCUGGCUGUAUACAGCAGCUUUACUGCAAAAUCUUGGACACGCUUCACAUACCAGACUCUGGAGGCCCAAACUGUGGAACUUUCCUCGGAUGUCAGGGGAUGACAAGAAACCUCGACCGUGACAGGGUCCAGCCCAUGGAGUCACUUCAAGGGGAAGAUCUGCGGGUGAAUAUUUCUUCAAGUGGCAUGUUCUUCCAGGUUGGGACAGGACCCCACGCCAGCAUCCCACGUGUCAGGUCUUCUGCUCUGCUAAAUACAAGGUAGAAAUUGUUGGUGCAUGUUCAGACAGCCAAGAAAGAUAAACUGGAAUGUGGGUCAGGAAUGGAAAGUUUGGGCUUUCUGGCUCUCGUGUAUUGAUAUGCAGUCUAAAACUCAUUAAAAUGUAGCCAUGGAAUGCUGCAACAAGAUAUGAUUUCUCACAUAGGAAAGACAGAGCCUGAAUUUCAGAAAGACCACACUGAUGUUGUCAAAACUGUCUGACUCUCAAAGACUACAGAGAAAAUAUUGCAGAACUGAGAAUCUGAUUUGGGAAUACUGUGUCAGUGGUGUUCUGACAGUGUUUAAACAAGGGGAUCCACAAAACAGCUCUCUUCUAGCAGCAGUGAAACCUCCAGGGAAACUUGUGGCUAUGUGUUUGCCAAGAUGAGAGAUAAAGGUUGAGAUUCAUGGUGUUUCGUCUCAGAAAUUCGCUGGAAGUGGAGGGACUCGUUAUGGUGAUUAUACUCAAUAUAAUGUCCUUGGUCGUUCCUGCUGUGUUACUGUGAGACACUGGUUUUGUAACCUUCAAUUUUAAAGGUAUUAAGAAGAGAAUUUCAUGGCUUGGGAAGCGGCUGUUCAGGGGAUGCUUUGGAGUAAAUAAUUCUUUUGUAGUUGUGAUGAUGGAGAAUUGAUCUUGGUGAUCUAGGUGACUCUUCCAAUGUCUUUUUUUUUUUUAAUAGCCAUUUCUUUUUAAAGAAAAGAUGUCUCAUAAAGAGUUGUCUCAAAGGGGAUAAAUUUCUUCGUGAUUUUUUCAUUCUUCCUCAGGACAAAAAAUAUGGACAUAUGAACUCUUUGACCAUUACUGAAACACGUGGUCUUUCUUUUCAGUGUCAGCUACUUUUCUUUUUAAACUUGAAUCUACCAAUUUAGGGCAUUAUAUUCACACACGUGGAAAAUGAAAGAGGAAGAAAAUUGCCCCAGUGAGUUUCCCCAUUUCAUACCCCUAUUAGUCUUGUAAGAGGUCUCUUGAUGUCAUGGGAAUGAAGCUACCCGGGACAUUUUGCACCCACCGAUGAGAUAAGAAGUCUAGUGUAUAAGAACUACGUUGCUUUCUUCAGUACUCCAUUCUUUAAUUAAUUUAUGAUUUUGUUCAUAUUGAAGCAAGAGGUUUGAAUGCUUGUGAAGACAGACAACCAGCACGGAAUAAGCGGGCACAGACACUGAAGUGGCUAUGGCGUUUCACAUCGCUGUGUGCCCUCAAAUACUGUGCUUUCCCUGUGCCUAUGAAGAGGGGAGCUCACGUCCAUAGCUAUUCUGGCAUCAGCUUCAUCCCUCCAAACUCUUGUUUGCUGAGACACAGGAAUAGGGUGAAGAGGACCAGAGGGCCCCAAGACUUGGAGUGGAGGGUCUCCUCUGACAUGAAGUGGGAGCCCCCUCUGUAGCAGAAUGGCGGUGAGGAAUUUGUGUGGCUGCAAGCAGUUCCCAAUCCAGGCUCUGCUGCACGGAUGCAUUGUCUCCUCCUGCGACCUUAGGGUAAAUUUGUGAGAUUGCUUCAGCUCACCCAGCAGCACACUGCUGCAAAACAGAGCAGUCCUGCUUCUUCCCAUGUCUGCCACUGGUUCCCAACCACAUGCUCUUGGUGCUGAGCCAUGGAGCUCAUCGGCCCUGCUGAAAGUAAAGGAGCUGGCUGAUGAGCAAGCAGGGGCAGUAUUUCCAGCAGCCAGGACUUGUAAGUACACCUGGAGAGAAGCAAAGUCUCUCAUGUUUUGGCUCUGGGUCCUGGAAGCCCUUUGACUCUGAGCAAUUGGCUGGGCAGUGGAGGAGCCCCAGCGUGGUAGCGCAGCACUGCCCUGGGGACGUGCUGGGGAAUGCGCACAGCUGACCAGGGGUGUCUGAUUCAGCCAAAAACAUGAACUGGGUAUAGAGAGAAAUAACAAAAGGGAAGUAGACUGAAGAAAAGAAUUGACUGUACGUUUUUUUAGGAGUCGUUUUGUAGUUCUUGAAUUCUGAGAUGAAUUAUGAGCAUUAGUCUUGCAAGUGAGAUCACCCUUGGUAUGAGUCUUUAUCGGGGAUUUAUCUAUCAGAAAGUGGACUGAAACUACUCAAACUUCCUAUGAAGCUGCCCAUUAAAAAUCAGUGGCUUUCAGUCACUGUAGAUUAAGGUUGGAAGUAAGUGUGUGAUUCAUAGGUAAAAGACUCAUUGUCACCCUCCAUGUUGGAAAUUCUUUAUACAAUUUCUUUGCCAUUUUUAAGUCAUUUGCCUAAACAGAGAAGAGGACUGACCUUGUGAUUAAAGCACAUGGCAGAAGCAAAUGAGGUGUGUUUGUGUUACUUUAGUCAGGUAACUUAAUCUUUCGGUACAUUAAUUUCUCAAUAUGAAGCGCAAUGCUAAUCCGCAUGGUCAGUCCAUCACACAUGGUCUCUGCUGAUCCCUCCUCCUCGUGGGGAGGACUCCUGACACUCUUCCUCUGCUCCAGCCUGGGGUCCCUCCCACAGGAGAGAGUCCUCCAGGAACAUCUCCAAUGUCAGUCGCUGGUGGGCUCAGCCUUAACCAGCGGCAAGUCCGUCUUGGAGCUGGCUGGCAUUGGCUCUGUUGGACAUGGGGGAAGCUUCUAGCAGCUUCUCACAGAAGCCACUGCUGCAGCCCCCCCGCUACCAAAACCUUGCCACACAAACCCCAUUAUCUCACUGAAUAGCAGGAGAAAAAGCAGUGUGAUGCAGAGACAGCGUAACUCUUAGUACAGAUUACUGUGUGCCUUUUGCAGGACUGUCCAAAGCGAAUUCACUAGUUCAGGACAGGUUCCUGGUUUUUGUUGUACCAGUUCAAUUUGCAUUACUUCUCUUGUUCUGAAGCUGGCCAAGCUUUCAGCUUGAACAAUUUUUCAUUUCCCAUAAUCAGAUCUUUUUGUAAAAACCAUUGGCAAGAUUUGGUUUUGAUAUCAUCUUAUGUCAUUGCAUACUUGCAUUGGUCAUAUGGACUUUGUUGGCACACCAGAAGUGAGACUUGUAGUCACAUUGGAAAAUACGUUAAUUGCCCAAUUUGAAUGUCACAAAUAUAUUUGACGUUUCUGAUUCCAGAAGUCUGAUGCCAGCAGUGGUCUCAAAAAUGUUAAUGAGGUCUGGGUUUAGUGAAAAUGUUCACAAAGUUCAAAUAAACUGCAGUUUCUGUUGG